ACUUGCAUCCCUGCAUUCAUUGGCUGGCCUUGUUGACACCAGAUACAGCGAUGUAAGAUGGCGAUGCAAGAAAGUCUAUGUGGUAAUUGUUAAUGUUUUGUUUCGAAUUUCAAUGUUUCAAAAACUCAUCCAUAACAAUGAAUAGAUGAUAAUUACGGACUUAACUAUUGCCGUAAAAUAUUAAGAAUGUUGGAAUUGGAAGUGGUGCCCGAACGAUCACUUGGCAAUGAACAAUGGGAGCUGGUUUUAGGAAUGGCAUUUAGCCAAGUUGUUCAUAUUUUGCAGCAGCAAUUUCAGUCCAUAAAAAAUGUACAAGUUCUUUAUAGUGAAUUGAAUCCUUUGGUAAUGGAUUUGGUAAUUAACUUAUCUCAAGAUGGCAUUCGAUUAAUAUUUGAUCCUCUUUCACAGAGAUUGAAGAUUAUUGAAGUUUAUUGUAUGACCAAAACCAAACUGAAAUAUUGUGGGAAUGUGUUUUGCUCACCAGAGGUACCACCUACAUUAGAACAAAUUGAUCAUUCCUUUGGGGCAACACAUCCUGGAGGUAGGUCCGUGAGUCAUUUUAAAAACCCUUUUGAAUUUGCUGAAUUUAGAAAACCAUGGCUUGCGCAUUGGCUUACAGAAUAUCAUUCCUCUCAACAAGUCUUUGUAUUAAACUUUCGAGGACUCACUUUUGCAUUUGCCAUAGAUCCCAGUGUGCCACCCAGAGUUACACCUGGAUUAGGAAGCAUUCAGUUUGGGUCAUUUCCGAUUGUCUCCAAAAUGUCUAUUUACAGUGGAAAUAGUCUUUCAGAAACAAGGGCUCCAUCAUUACCAAAUAAUAGUUUCUGCAACCAUUGUUAUUUAGAAAACUUAGAUGUUUUGAGGGAGGGAGAAGAAACUAUUGGUGUUAAGCUGAAAAUAAUAACAGAAGAUUUAGACUCAAAUAAACUCCUGGAAUUUCGCAAAUUAGUCAUGACAAAAGUUAUUAAAUUUGGAGAUUCAGCACAGGAUGUGACGAGUGCAUUAGGAUCUCCUAGUAAAGUAUUUUAUAAAUCAGAAGACAAAAUGAAAAUACACUCUCCAAAUUCUCAUAGAUAUAGGAAAUUAAGUUGCUCAGAUUUUUUCUACAAUUAUUUUACCUUAGGAUUGGAUAUCCUUUUUGAUGCCAAAAGCCACAGAGUAAAAAAGUUUAUAUUGCAUACAAACUAUCCUGGUCAUUAUAACUUUAAUAUUUAUUUUCGAUGUAACUUCAACUUGCCAAUUGAAGUAAAACCACCUUCUGAAUCAGAAGAUAUGACUCUCAUAGAUGUAUCAGAAAAGAAGCAUAUUAUUACUGCAUUUACUAAGUGGGACACCAUGGAAGAACACUUAAAAAAGCCUCUUGAACGUCCUGUUGUUUUAAAUAGAGCAUCAACGCACAAUGCAACAAACCCUUUUGGUUCAACCUGUUGCUAUGGUUACCAAGAUAUAAUAUUUGAAGUAAUGCCUAAUAACCAUCUAGCUUCAGUGACCCUGUAUCAAAGAAAGAAACUACAGAGAAGCGUUGAUGUUUGACAUUAGGCUUAUAAUAUGAACUCAAUUUUUACAUUAUUUAUAAAGAACAAGGAUCAGAGACUCUUUUUCUUAAAUGAGUUUCACACACUCAUUCAUCUGUUUAAAAUACUGAAAUUUGUAUUCAGCUUGCUCAGCGCCAUCUAUUAUUCACUCCAAAAGGUGCAUAAAUAACUCGAGUACCUUACAUAAGCGAGACGGAUCUGCAGAUUGUAAUAAACACUGUUGCUUCUUUAAGUCUUUUUACGUGAACAUGCCUCAAGUAAAACCAGUUUUUUGAAAAAAAACUGAACCUGACCAAAGUGAGAUAGAUAUCUAAAGUAAAUGUACUUCAGAUGUAUAGUCAUUCUAAAAGCAUAUUUUAAAAUUUUGUGAAAAUGUUAUUUUUAGCUGUUGCAAUUGAAUUUCCUGUAAUAGUCUUUUUAAACAAGUAUCAGUCCUUAAAUUGUUGCUGUGUAAAUAUAUAUAUUCAUUAUUUAUGUACUAUAUCCACCAAUUUUAAUUAUUUUUUUUCUUUUUAGAAAUUCUCUUUUUUUUAAAAAAUAUUUUUGAAGAAUUAUUUGUUUGAAUACUUGCUGGAGAUGCAAAAUAAAGAGUUUUUGCUCUCUCCUAGGCCAUGAUUUGUAGAUCUUUAAAGAUUUUUACUUGUAUUUAGGUUGUGUUCAAGUACUGUAUGCCAUUGUAUAUGUUAUUCUCUUGUAAGAGCCAAAAUGAAUGGAUAUGAAUGUUGAUUGGUUCAAAAAGAAAAAAAAAAAUGUUUUUAUACCUUGUAUUUUUAUGUAUUAUGUCUAUCGUUUGACUUUUAUUCAAUAAAAGAUUUGUUUACUUGUUA
Parasteatoda tepidariorum (common house spider) is the source of this 2362-nucleotide messenger RNA. RefSeq names its product phagosome assembly factor 1. Gene Ontology annotation, biological process: Golgi to plasma membrane protein transport. Lineage: Eukaryota; Metazoa; Arthropoda; Arachnida; Araneae; Theridiidae. Gene Ontology annotation, cellular component: trans-Golgi network. The record is from RefSeq and is a predicted model, not a curated record.